This is a messenger RNA of Cylindrotheca closterium, 537 nucleotides long. The record is from the annotation of a GenBank genome assembly. NCBI's taxonomy places the organism in Eukaryota, Bacillariophyta, Bacillariophyceae, Bacillariales, Bacillariaceae.
AUGAAGCUUGUAACCUUUUGUCUCGCCCUCUUUCUCUGCAAUGUAAACGGUCAGUUCGGAAUGUUGAACAGGAAUGACGGUGCGAAAGUCGAAGACAAUCUUCAGGAAGCGUCAAUAGGCGUUGAUGGAACCGUCGAUGCAAAGUAUGAAAGCCUUGCCAGGGAGUUGCAAUCUGCUGCUCCAAUAAGUGCAGAAGAUGCUCUUCAUAUCGCUAUUCUUUUGGAGGAAGCGAAAAUAGAUGCCGAAACUGCUGUAUUGUUGUCGCAAAUGCCGAAGGAAGCCGUGCAGGAAUUGAAAGCAAGCUCGACGCCAAUCGAGAUUGUCAAUGGGCUGAAAGCAAACUUGCACGAAUUGAAAGCCGUCGAGAUUCUGUUUUCAAACCCUGAGAGAGCUGUGAUCGAGAUGGAGAAAGAAGGCCUGAUCGAAAAAAAGCGAGUUGAUUUUUAUAAGAAAAAUCCAAGUGUACUGAAAGAUGACACGAAUAAGGCGAUUUAUUUCGCUUUCGUGAGUCUGGCAGCUGCUGGUGGAUAUCUGUAG